This is a messenger RNA of Pyrgilauda ruficollis (rufous-necked snowfinch), 3468 nucleotides long. It is a transcript of the gene HOXB3, whose product is annotated as homeobox B3. Gene Ontology annotation, biological process: regulation of transcription by RNA polymerase II. Lineage: Eukaryota; Metazoa; Chordata; Aves; Passeriformes; Passeridae. Gene Ontology annotation, cellular component: nucleus. The transcript is spliced from 6 exons. The record is from RefSeq and is a predicted model, not a curated record. Gene Ontology annotation, molecular function: RNA polymerase II cis-regulatory region sequence-specific DNA binding; DNA-binding transcription factor activity, RNA polymerase II-specific. Bases 629 to 1804 code for a protein of 391 amino acids.
CAAUUAGGGGUUUUUUUUGCAUGAAUUUUUAAUUUUUUUUAUUGCGCCUCCGAUCCGUUCUGUUCGAACCGAAGGAGUCAAAAAAAAAAACAAAAACAAAAACAAAAAACAACCCAAUAAUUAAAAUAAAAAAAAAAUUCCAAAGCGUCUUUUAGGGAAAAAGAAAAAAAAUAAAAAAAAAAAAGAAUCCCAACCCGACCGAGAUCCGACGGGGGUGGAAUAAAUGAGAUUUUUCUUAAUUUUCCUGCUCCAGUGAGGAAUCCUCUCCACCCCGAGCCGGCUUUUCCUCCUUCUCCUCGGAGUCCUGGAGUCUGGCAGUCCUGCUCCUCUCUCCAAGCCGGCCUCGGAUCUGCCGGAGCAGCCCCCAACAGCCGAGUUCUCAGCCUGAAGGGAGGAGGAGGAGGAGGAGGAGGAGGAGGAGAAUAACUCGCAGCGAGGAUCUGCCCUCGGCGCAGACAAUAACGCAUCUCCGAGGAAGAUCCGAUGCGGAUUUGGGAAUGCGGGAAGGAUUUAAUCAGGGUCAGCUCCCACCAGACAGCUGGAGAGGGGCCGUCACGUGGCCUCGGGGUGCCAAUGUUCUGCCAUAGGGGUGUCAAGACCCUGGUAGCCACAAAAACGCUCGCGGAAGAUGCAGAAGACCUCGUACUACGACAGCUCCACGCUCUUCGGGGGUUACUCCUACGGCAGCGCCGCCGCCGCCAAUGGAUUCGGCUACGAGGGCGCCCAGCCGCCUUUCCAGGCCUCUUCCCACAUGGAGAACGACUUCCAGAGGUCCUCGUGCUCCCUGCAGUCCCACGGCAAAAAUAAAGAGCUCAACGGGAGCUGCAUGCGGCCCGGGGAGCCGCCGGCGUCGCCCAACGCCGCCAACGCCGACGGCAGCAAUGGCCAGGCCGGCGGGGGGAAAAACAACCCCGGCAAAGGCAAUGUGGGGGCCGGUGCCAGCAUCUCCAAGCAGAUCUUCCCCUGGAUGAAGGAGUCGAGGCAGAAUUCCAAGCAGAAGAACGGCUCGCCCGGCGCAGAAACCUGCGGCGGCGGCGGCGGCAGCGGCGGUGAGAAAAGCCCCCCGGGCUCCUCGGCCUCCAAGAGGGCGCGCACGGCCUACACCAGCGCCCAGCUGGUGGAGCUGGAGAAGGAAUUCCACUUCAACAAAUACCUGUGCCGGCCGCGGCGCGUGGAGAUGGCCAACCUGCUGAACCUCAGCGAGCGCCAGAUCAAGAUCUGGUUCCAGAACAGGAGGAUGAAGUACAAAAAGGAUCAGAAAUCCAAAGGCAUGGGCGGCUCUUCCUCCGGAGGGCCUUCCCCCGCGGGCAGCCCCCCGCAGCCCAUGCAGGCCUCGGCGGGGUUCCUCAACGCCUUGCACCCCAUGAGCGGCGCCUACGAGGCGCCGUCGCCGCCUUCCUUCAGCAAACCCCACCAAAACGCCUACGCCGUGGCCGCCCCCGGCUACCAAGCGCCCCUGAAGGGUUGCCCGAGCCAGCAGAAAUACGCCGGGGCCGCCGCGGCGGCCGAGUACGAGCCGCACGUCCUGCAGGCCAACGGCGUGGCCUACGGGACGGCCGGCAUGCAGGGCAGCCCCGCGUACGUCGGAGGGAACUUUGUGGAUUCUCUGCCCGCCUCGGGCCCGGCCCUUUACGGCCUCAACCACCUGCCCCACCACCAGACCGCCGGCAUGGACUACGGAGGGGUCCCCCCGGGCCAGCCCCACGGACCGUGCGAGAGCCACGCCGCGUACACGGAGCUCUCGUCGCACCACGCGACUUCUCAGGGCAGAAUCCAAGAGGCGCCCAAGCUCACCCACCUGUGAGAGGCGAAGCUGUUUCGGGGAGAAAAAGGGCGGUUUGGGUUUCAGGGAUGUUUGUGUUGGGUUUUUUUUCCGGCCUCGAUGGUUUUGGCGGGGUUAUCACGCUCGGGGUUUUGGGGUUUUGUUAUGAGCACAAAAUCCAAGCGGUUUUGGUGGCUUUGGAGGGGAGGAACCUCGUGGGUUUUGGCACAAGUUCUUCUGAAACGGGCUUGGGGUGGUUUUGUGGGAAUUCUGCAGGGUUUGAGUGGCCAAAUCCAUCGUUUCCAAGCCACGGCUGGAUCGUCACCGAUAAUUCCCGGAUGCCGGGAAGGAGAAGAGUCCGCCAGCCAAGUUUUGGGGUAUCUGCAUCCAAAAAACCCCCAAAGAGAUCCACCAGGAAUCUCCCCCGUCCUCCGAGUCCUUCUCCCGAUCCACCUGUGCGUUCCUCCCCAGUGGAAAAGGGAAAAACCCAAUUUCCCACGGGAAAAAACCCAAUUUCCCAAUGGAAAAAGGAACAAUCCCAUUUCCCACAGUGUAACUCCCAACCCAAACCUGCAAAUCCCCACACCCGCCAAGGCCCGGGAGCCACGCUCGUCCCUCCAGGCCCUGCUCCCCCUCUCCAAAACAACAACACAAAAAAUUUUUUUGAAAAAAUUCGGGAUAAGAGAGGUCUAACCCCGCAAAGGCUUGAGGAAAUUGUUGGCAACGCCUAAAUCCCCCUUUUUUCCCCCCCACCCAAAAUUCCAAAGAGAGGAAGAAAGAGCUCCCAGGUCUGAAUAUUUCCCUUCCUUCGCCUCUGCUGAGGCGAAAUCUCAAUUUCUCCAUUUGGGGAGGGUUUCUUUUUUUGGGGGGUGGUGUUUUUUAGGGUUGACAAGCAGAAAAAAAAGCAAUUUGGGAAAUCCUGAGCUUCUUUCCUCCUCUCCUUUGAGCUGACGUGAAAACAGGGUAUAUUUGAGCAGAGGGAAUGUCCUCCCACGGAAGCAGAAGCCGAGGGAUCCUGGGAUCUGCUGACGCUUUCCUGCCUGGACAUCUUUGUUGCACUUAGAGUUUACAUAUAAUGGGUAUUAAAAAAAUAAUAAUAAUAAUAAAUAAAAGCAACUUUGAAGGGCUCUCAGCUCCGUCGAGGCGCCCUUCAGUUAGGUGUGUGUUCUGGUGAACAUUCAUAUAUAUUUAUUGGUUAUAGCCAGUUGAAAAUAUUUUCUUUUUUUUUUUCUUCCUUUUUUUUUGUAUUAUUUAUCCCCCCCCAAGACCAUGUAUUUAUAUGAGGGAAAAGCAACGAAACAAACAAAAAAAAAAGGACAAAAAUAAGAAUCAAAUGGUACUUUUUUAGCAUUUCCUUCCAAAAAAAGAAAAAAAAAAGCAGAAAAAAAGUAAAAAAAAAAAAAAUUAAAAAGAACCUUGUGUUCCCCUUGUCACUGUACCACGAGCUCCUUUUAGUUAUCGUAAUUUAGGGAGAAGCAGUAGUUUUAUGUUACCUUGGUACUUAUGAAUAAUGUAAUUAGUUCUACUGGAGGCAUGAGAGCAGAAGCAGACUGUAAUUGUUUAGUCCUGAAUUAGAAGAAUUUCAUCGCGGCUCCCUCCCCUCCCGCCCCUCCUCGCCGGAGCUCUUCCUUUGUUCUUACAGUAGUUCUUUUCUUUCCUCGCUUCGAGGCUUGUCUGCUCAACAAUUCCUGAAUAAACUUUUCUGU